Messenger RNA from Drosophila pseudoobscura, 1350 nucleotides. Its product is annotated as GPN-loop GTPase 2. Gene Ontology annotation, cellular component: cytoplasm. Bases 252 to 1199 code for a protein of 315 amino acids. Gene Ontology annotation, molecular function: GTPase activity. NCBI's taxonomy places the organism in Eukaryota, Metazoa, Arthropoda, Insecta, Diptera, Drosophilidae. The transcript has 2 exons. The record is from RefSeq and is a predicted model, not a curated record.
UUGUCAAACUUAAAUUUCAAUGUCAAAAUAUACCGAAAAGUAUAUAUAUAAAUAUAUCGUAAACGGUCACCCUAGUGCUAGCGUUUCGUUCAUGACGAUUGAACGAAUUUUACCCACUGAAGCCCCUUAAAUUUAAGCAGAUCUUUUCUCUUUUCGAAAAAAAGGCAGCACUCAAAUUAUUUAAGUUUCAUCAUCUUCGUGGAGUGUUUUUUAAUAACCACGGUCUUUAAUGGGUUAAUCGUUUUCUGUCCAUGACAUUUAUGUUGACGACAAAAAUGUUGCAACGUUUUCAAACGCAAGCAAAAGUGGAGAAUCCUCGCUAUGGGCAGCUGAUAAUAGGCCCCCCUGGCUCUGGCAAGACAACCUACUGUAAUGAGGCGUACAAGUUCUACCGCGAGCUGGGCCGGCAGGUUGGCGUCGUCAAUUUGGAUCCCGCCAAUGACAACAUGUCCUACGAGCCGGUCAUCAAUGUAAUGGAGCUGAUAACCGUUGAGGAUUGCAUGGAGCACCUGCAAUUGGGGCCCAAUGGAGCACUGAUGCACUGCGCCGAGUACUUGGAGAAGCACAUUGAGGAUUGGUUGUUGCCGGCACUGCGAAAACUCAGCGCCACCCACAACUACUUCCUGUUCGACUGUCCCGGACAGAUAGAGCUGUACACACAUCACAAUGCCAUGGCGCGGGUGUUCGAGCGCCUGGAGCGGGAGCGUUACAGCCUGGUCACAGUGAAUCUCAUCGACUCGCACUACUGCUCGGAGCCAGCCAAGUUCAUUGCCACCUUGCUGAUGGCACUCAACACCAUGAUGAGGAUGAGCUUACCGCAUGUAAAUGUCCUGUCCAAGGCGGACCUGCUGCGGAAGCACGAGUCGAAGCUACACUUCAAUGUGGACUACUACACGGACGUGCUGGAUUUGAAGUAUCUGCUGGAGAAGCUGGACGACGACCCUACCAUGCGCAAGUACCAGAAACUCAACGAGGCCAUCUGCUCCAUGGUGGAGGAUUAUGCCCUGGUCUCUUUCCAACUGCUAGACGCCUUCAGCACGGACAGCAUGCUGCGGCUACGCAAUCACAUCGAUAAGGCCAACGGCUAUGUUUAUAAGGCUGGAGAGGAGCAGACGGUCAACUCUCUGCUGGCCUGUGCCGUCGGAGCCGAGUCUGAGGCUGUGCGCCAGCAGAACGACGUUCAACCAUAUGUGGAGUAGCAUUCGCACCUCGGAAUCUUGCAAUCUUCCCACUAAACCUAGACAACAAUAGCAUACAUAAGCCACCACCUCCAAUGGGCUGUGAUAAUCCUUGUCUAAAAAGCAAGAUAGGCAUUGUAAAAUUUAAAUAAACGACCAUUUUACUUUAAAA